AUGGGAAUAAUUACCAAUGAACUGUAUGACCAAGGCCACGAAGUAAGUGAAAUAACCAAUAUACGGAUCAAGAAAAAAUCUGAUCCUAAAAACAAAAACAGCGAGUGGACAUCUAUUAGGCUACUAUUAUUCUUUGUAGAUUUAAAACCACGGAAGAAUAAUAAAGACAUUUACAACAUAAAACAACUAUGUCAUCAGAUAAUAAAAAUAGAACCACCACGUAAAAAAAAGAAGUAUCGAAUAAGAACUGCCAAGCACAAAUCAGCUGUAUACGUGAAGUAUAGUGAAGGACACAGAACCGAAGAUUGCCCAAAAUCUAAAAAGACAAAAGCAAAAUGUCCAAACUGUGGUGAAAAUUACACAGCCAACUGGAAAGGUUGCUCUGCUUACAAUAAAGCAAUAGAAAGAGCACCCCCAAAACAAGUCUCUACUGUACAAAGAAUACAGCAGAAACCUGUAACAGCAAAUGUUGCAUACCCGCAAAUGGCUAGCACUUCAAAAGUCUAUCCAAAAAUAUCUCAACCAAAAGGAAACGAAGAAUCGAUUACUCUUAAUGAUAUUCUAGUCGCGUUAACAAACGUAACGCAGACACUAGCAAAUAUCACAGCAAGAAUGAAUAAACUAGAAAUAAACCUGACAAAGUCCAAAAAUGACUCUCAGAAUAUAAAGAAAUGUACACUGCGGAUCAUUGCAUGGAACGUCAUUGGGUUAAUUUAGCGCAGACAAGAAUUUGAAGACCUUUUACACAGUGAAAACAUUGACAUAGCGCUUAUUUCGGAAAUUCACAUCACAGCGUGGACCUUUUUUAAGAUAAGGAAUUACAGAAUAUAUACGACAAUUCAUCCUAGUGGUAAAGCUCAGGGUUGUACUGCUGUAUUAAUAAAAGAGUCCAUAAAACACUAUGAACUCGAAAAAUACUCUGUAAAUCAUAUACAAGCGAAAAGCGUCAGCGUUAAUGACGGGAAUAACGAUCUCACCGUUGCCGAAAUUUAUUGUCUACCGCUAGGAGGUGCAGAUGAAAUUAAGUUCGCUGAAUUUUUCCAUACGUUGGGUUCUAGAUUCAUUGUUGGAGAUGAUUAUAAUGCCAAGCAUACUCACUGGGAAUCAAGACUGAUCACCCAAAAGGGACGAGCCUUGUUAAAAGUUGCAAAAAACAUCAAUGCAGAAAUCAUCACUACAAGUAAGCCAACGUAUUGGCCCACUGAUCCGAACAAGAUUCCCGACCUGCUUGACUUCUUUAUUAUGAAAGGUAAAUCUUAUAAUUAUAUCGAAGUAUUAGAACUUACAGAAUUAACGUCAGAUCACAUACCAGUACUUCUCACGUUAAGUUUUAAUGUUAUACGUUAA
Messenger RNA from Cinara cedri, 1347 nucleotides. The record is from the annotation of a GenBank genome assembly. NCBI's taxonomy places the organism in Eukaryota, Metazoa, Arthropoda, Insecta, Hemiptera, Aphididae.